AUUAUGCCAAAAACACUGAAUCCUCAAUGGAGGGAACAGUUUGACUUUCAUCUCUAUGAAGAGCAAGGAGGAAUUAUUGAUAUUACUGCGUGGGACAAAGAUGCUGGGAAGAGGGAUGAUUUUAUUGGCAGGUGCCAGAUCGACCUGUCAGCCCUCAGUAGAGAACAGACUCACAAGCUGGAGUUAGAGCUGGAAGAGGGCGAAGGACAUCUGGCGCUGCUGGUCACCCUGACAGCCUCCGCCACUGUCAGCAUGUCUGACCUCUCUGUAAACUCCUUGGAGGACCAGAAGGAACGAGAAGCAAUAUUAAAGAGACAU
Molecule: messenger RNA, 318 nt
Organism: Vombatus ursinus (common wombat)
Lineage: Eukaryota; Metazoa; Chordata; Mammalia; Diprotodontia; Vombatidae
Product: multiple C2 and transmembrane domain-containing protein 1-like
Exons: 2
Biological process (GO): regulation of neurotransmitter secretion
Cellular component (GO): synaptic vesicle membrane
Molecular function (GO): calcium ion binding
Source: RefSeq, a predicted model, not a curated record